Nematostella vectensis (starlet sea anemone) is the source of this 1392-nucleotide messenger RNA. RefSeq lists its product as uncharacterized. Lineage: Eukaryota; Metazoa; Cnidaria; Anthozoa; Actiniaria; Edwardsiidae. The record is from RefSeq and is a predicted model, not a curated record. The transcript has a single exon. The coding region runs from base 1 to 903 and encodes 300 amino acids.
AUGUCACAAAACCAAAAUGUGCAGUCAUCUGACCCGUCACGCCAUUACAAUGGGAUACCUAAUCAAAACGUCACACAAUCCUACCAACCGCCCUUGCAGACAGAUAGCGUCAAUCAAAUAGCCGAAGCCCUUGCUAAAGUCACACAACUCCAGCGCCUGCCGCAAGCUAAGCCAGACAUCUUCACCGGGGGAGGGCCCCACACGAAAUUCUUUAUUUGGGAAACUGCGUUUAAUGCAUUAAUAGACACUGCCCCGGUGAGCGCGCAGCAAAAGCUUUUAUUGUAUCAGCAUCUCGGCGGCAAGGCUAAACUGGUAGUAGAGCAAUUACAGUACAUGGUUGGCGCAGAUCCCGACACUGCCUACCGUGAAGCUAGAAAUAAGCUGAGAAACCGCUUCGGACGCCCAGAUAUAAUAGCGACAGAAUGUGAAACAAAACUAACAAAUUGGCCAAAGAUAGCGCCUAACGAUGGAAAGGGGCUACGCGAAUUUAGUGACUUUCUGUAUCAAGUGCACGUUGCAAGCGCGCACAUGUCAGCCCUUAAGAUUUAUGAGUUCCCUUCAAAAAUACAGUCCCUAGUAGAAAAACUCCCGGGAUGGUUCGCGACAAAAUGGUCAAUCAAAGUGCAAGCACUGCAACAGGAAAGGGGGUACAGCGCGUUUCCUAGCUUUAGUGAUCUCGUCACAGAAGUAUGUUUUCACGCCGAGCGAAUGAACAUUCCUCAACUCACACCUACCAAGCACUCUAGCACUCCAUCUCCCAUACAAACGCACCGCAAGCCACAAGAGCGCAUUCACGAUGUACUCCUAACUAAAACCGAGGCCCAAAAGAAAGAAGCAUUUUGGUUAAACACACAGAAAAAAAGGUCUGCCCGUACCAUAACAACGCAGCGUCGCACAACCUAACUGAAUGUAAAAGGUUCAAAGAAAUCCCAUAUGAACAAAGGCUAGAGUUCCUAAAAUCAAAUGGGCUAUGUUUUAAAUGCACAGGAAAACACUUUCGUAAAGACUGUGAAGAAACUCCUCCCCGAUUCGAGGCCUGCAACAAGAACCACCUAACUUUGCUUCACGAAGACAGAAGCACCCCUGCUAAACCUGCACCCCCUAGCCCCCCAGAAGCAUCAGCAACAUGCACACAAUUCUGCGGAGGGGAGGGGACCGGUAGGUCGUUCGCCCGAAUAGUCCUCGUCAACCUCACACAUGAGUCACAGCCACACAAAAAACAGCUCAACAUACGCCGUCCUCGAUGAUCAAUCGACAGACGUAUUCAUCACGGAUAGUCUAUCAAGAUUGCUAGGAAUAACAGCACCGGAGCUCGACCUAAAGGUCAAUACUAUAGUCGGCUUUAACACAAUUCGUACAAAAAAGAUAACUGGUCUACGAAUUCAAGAUAUC